Spizellomyces punctatus DAOM BR117 is the source of this 1997-nucleotide messenger RNA. RefSeq lists its product as uncharacterized. Lineage: Eukaryota; Fungi; Chytridiomycota; Chytridiomycetes; Spizellomycetales; Spizellomycetaceae. Gene Ontology annotation, molecular function: RNA binding; 5'-3' RNA exonuclease activity. The transcript is spliced from 6 exons. The record is from RefSeq and is a predicted model, not a curated record. Gene Ontology annotation, cellular component: nucleus. The coding region runs from base 52 to 1866 and encodes 604 amino acids. Gene Ontology annotation, biological process: nuclear-transcribed mRNA catabolic process.
CUGGGAUUUUACCAAUCUCCUCUGAUUUUGCUGUAAUAGGUAGGAUUAUUGAUGGGUGUUAGUGGUUAUUGGAAAUGGCUCAAGGGAGUUUUCCCAAAUGCCUUCAGUCACACUCUUCCCCUGGAUCACGCUUAUGAUCAUGUCCUCGUCGAUGGAAACCACUUUCUUUACCUGGCAGCUCGAUCAACAACCAACGAACGCGAUCUUUUCGCCGCUGUGAGUGAUCGACUUCGAAUGGCUCUUCGCAGCGCUCCUCCUCAGAAAACCAUCUUUAUUGGUGUGGAUGGGCCUGCUCCUUGGGCCAAACUUUUAACCCAGCGGAAUAGGAGGACAGCAAGACAUGUGCGGCAGUCCAGAUCGGCGAUGCCAAUGUUUGACGUGCUGCAGUUUACACCAGGAUGCUCGUUGAUGAAUCGACUAGACCAGCAUCUGCAGUGGUUCGCGUGUGAUUACCUGGGUAGAGAGAGGUCCAGUGAUUUGAAAAUCAUCUUCAGCGGAUCCCGUGUGCCAGCUGAAGGAGAAGUUAAAGUGUUUGGUCAUGCUCUGGGAAAGCUUAGAAGUAAAACUGGGUCUAAAGACGAUACAUUUGCAAUUUUGGGAGGAGACGCCGAUAUUGCCAUACAGGCCCUAGCCUCCAAUAUACCACGGACUACCAUUGUCAACCCCGAAUCCCCAUUCCUCCUACAUGUCCCCUCCAUCGACGACGAACUGGCUAAAUUAUUCCCUGGAAUAGAUAUGCGGAGAGUGCGAUUGGAUGUGGCACUACUAUCCCUAAUGGGAGGAAACGACUAUAUUCCAAAGUUGAGCUGGAUUGUACUGGACACCUUGUUUGCGUCGUACCUCGCGUUUCGGACAAAGUAUCAAGGGACGUCCCUCGGCAGUAAACAGCUAUCAUCCAACGAACCCCGCUUCCUAGUCGAUCCAGAGACGAUGACUUUGGAUCUCGAGGUACUGCGAGCAGUUGUCAUGGGUGAGUUUCAAGACACUGUGCGAAGGCGACCUCCGACCAAGUGGCGAAAGGAGCAUUUGGGCUCGGAAGGUUCAUUGCAUGAAGCUGGAAUUUCUCCCCUCUACAAUGUCCGCAAGUAUCUAGAGGGGCUGCUGUGGAAUUUGGACAUGUACAUGAACGGCCGCUGCUCCGAUUACCGAUUCAUGUACCCUUAUUCGCAUGGACCUGCAGCUACAGAUGUUGGAGCAUGGAUUGACGGGUUGGAAAGAACGGAAGGUAUAACGGAACUGUCCCUUCCUGUAACCAAUACCGCAAAGGCGUCAAAGCCGUUGCCACCUCCCUUGUGUGCCGUCGCAAUGCUACCUUUGGAGAGAAUAUCCUUGGUUCCUAUCGAGUACCAACCCCGCAUGCAGCAAUUUGAUGUAGAUAUGCAAUCCGGCCUCCGCUCGGACGAUUUGGCGACUGCGUUGCAAAUACUGGGUGACAGCCAUGAGAGCCAACCAGGUGAUUUUGGACAUCCUGUCUGCGUGCAGUAUGAUCCUAUACGUGCAGUGAACAGCGAUGCAGCGUCUAUACCUGAACCAUUACCAGGCUUUUCUUCUCUGCCGGCCAGUAGCUUUUUGAUUGAAGCAUGGGAUGAGACAGUAUAUGCCGCUUGCGAUGCGCAGCGACUCAAGAAGGCGACUGUUCCGGGUAGGCUGCACGACAAGAGUGCACCCAGCAUAAGGAUAAACAAAUCAAGCCAACAGCCCGGACCAGGGCCAGACAAAAACACGUCGCCAAAACUUGCAAAAGCAAAAACCACCGUAACACGUACCAAGAAACAGUCACUUGCAGCCGUCGUAGGGAAUCUGCCCUCUCACUCAAAACCAGUACAAACCGGUUUGUUUUCUGACAGUCUAAAUGCAAAUCGAUAGAGCAACAUGCUAUAGUGCUGUGGAACGGCAUAUGAGAACGGAACUUGUAGAUAUCUUGUGUAUAAAGAAAAAUGUAUAUUUCGACCAUUGUGUAGUUGUUAACGAUCGUGGUGAGAUCACGUGUUCCCGAC